AUGGCGGCCGCUCAGGUGGUUCCCGUCCCCGCGCGGGUGGGAGGUGGAGGAGGAGGCAAAGGCGAGACGUUUUCAGAUACGAGCAGGAAGGACGAUAUCCGUCAGGCUAACAUCAUGGCGGCAAAGGCCGUGGCGGAUGCCGUGCGAACGAGCCUGGGGCCCCGGGGGAUGGAUAAGAUGCUCACGACGGCCACCGGCGAGGUCAUUAUCACCAACGACGGCGCGACCAUUCUCAACAAGAUGGAGGUGACACAGCCAGCGGCGAAGAUGCUGGUGGAGCUGUCCAAGUCGCAGGACAUUGUCGCCGGCGACGGCACCACCACAGUGGUGGUGGUGGCGGGCGCGCUGCUGAAGGAGUGCCUGUCGCUGCUGGGAAAGGGCAUCCACCCUACAAUCAUCUCCGAGGCUCUGCACAAGGCUGCUAACAAGGCCGCCGAGAUUCUCACCACCAUGGCGGUGCCAGUGGAGCUGUCAGACCGCGAGUCGCUCGUCAAGAGCGCCAGCACGUCGCUCAACAGCAAGGUGGUGAGCCAGUACUCGUCUCUGCUUGCCCCGCUAGCAGUCGACUGUGUUCUGCAGGUGAUGGACCCCAGCCACCCGGAUGUGGUUGAUCUUCGGGACAUCAAAGUGCUCAAGAAGCUGGGCGGCACGGUGGACGACACAGAGAUGGUGCGCGGGCUGGUAUUUGAUCGCAAGGCAAGUCACGCCGCGGGCGGGCCGUCGAGGGUGGAGAAGGCGAAGAUUGGACUCAUCCAGUUCCAGAUCUCGCCGCCCAAAACCGACAUGGAGCAAUCUGUGGUCGUCUCCGAUUAUACCCAGAUGGACCGCAUCCUCAAAGAGGAGCGCAACUACAUUCUCAACAUAAUCAAGAAGAUCCGCGCCACGGGCUGCAACGUGCUGCUCAUCCAGAAGUCCAUUCUGCGCGACGCCGUCACCGACCUCUCGCUGCACUACCUGGCCAAGGCCAAGAUCCUGGUCGUCAAGGACGUGGAGCGGGACGACAUUGAGUUCAUCAGCCGCACGCUCAACUGCCUCCCCAUCGCUAACCCCGAGCACUUCCGUGUGGAGAAGCUCGGGCAGGCGGAUCUGGUGGAGGAGGUGCCUGUGGGGGAGGGCCGGGUGGUGAAGAUAACAGGUAUUCAGAACAUGGGGCGGACCAUGAGUGUGGUCGUACGCGGGUCCAACAGCCUGGUGUUGGAGGAGGCGGAGCGCAGCCUGCAUGACGCGCUCUGUGUCGUGCGCUGCCUCGUCAACAAGCGGUUCCUCAUUGCGGGAGGAGGGGCGCCGGAGAUAGAGGUCAGCCGGCAGCUGGCGGCGUGGAGCAAGCAGCUGGAGGGCAAGGAGAGCUACUGCGCCCGGGCAUUUGCACAGGCGCUGGAGGUGGUGCCGUACACGCUAGCGGAGAAUGCCGGGCUGAACCCCAUCUCCAUUGUCACUGAGCUGCGCAACAAGCAUGCCGAGGGGGAGGUUAGUGCGGGCAUCAACGUGCGAAAGGGUGCGAUCAGCAACAUGUUUGAGGAGAAUGUGGUGCAGCCGCUGCUCGUGAGCACAAGCGCCAUUUCUCUCGCUGCGGAAUGCGUCCGGAUGAUUCUCAAAAUCGACGAUAUUGUCAUCACUAGGGGAAACCGAAUGAUGAAACGAGAGGACGACGAUAACUGGUACGCCCUCCUCUCCUCCUCUUCCUCCUCUCCUCCCUCAUCCUCCUCUUCCCCCUCGUCCUCCUCUUCCCCCUCGUCCUCCUCUUCCCCUCGUCCUCCUCUUCCCCCUCGUCCUCCUCUAACUAAUGGCACGUUGGCUUACCUCCCCUCCCUCCCACCCGUGUUUCCCACCCGUGACUCCCAUCCGUGUCUCCCCCUUCUUUGUGCCCCCUCCCAUGUCUCCCUGUCCCAUGUCUCACCCUCCCAUCCCCAUCGCCCGCCACCAACCCACAGGGUGCUCAUGGUGCUCAUGUGGGAGGACGGGUAUUUGGUCCCUCAUGCCGUGCUCAAGAAGCUGGAAGAUCAAAUGGCACGGUUGCGCAAUUCGGCUUCUAGUGGGGGCGGGGGCGGCAGCAGCAGCCGCCAGGCAGACGCUGUACCCGCUUUAGACGAGCUCUGUUACGACUGGAAGCAGCUGCACGCGACGUAUCUGAAGUUCUCGUACCAGAUCUACAACUACGGCGAAGGGCUGGUGGGCGUGAGUGUGGCAUCGGAGGCAGCAGAAUGGGUGUAUAGCCAUGCCAGAUACCAUGCGGAUACACUAAACUCCGUGCAGAGCCAGCAUCCACCUGGUUGGGCGGAGCACUUCGCGUCUGGCAUCAAGACCAUCGCCAUAAUCCCAGUCCCUGGCGGGGCUGUUCAGCUCGGCUCUGUGCUCCUGAUUAAGGAGGACCCGAGCAUUUCACAGGGCCUAAAAGAGAAGUUCGAGCAGCUGCAGAAGAUUCCAGGAGUCUUCCUCCCGGAUUUCAUCCCAGAAACUUCCACCACACCUGCAAGCAUCGCCAAACCGCUCCCCAUGCCACCCUCCCACCUCCCCCCCCAUCCCUCAUCGCCAUCCUCCCAUGCUCCCUCCGCCUCUCCUUCUCAUUCUAUCGCCUCCUCCCCCCAUCCUUCCACGCGCCAUCCCCCCUCCAUCGCCCACCCACCUUCGUCUAGAUUGAGCCGGAAAUCUAGACCGGGACCUCUUAGAUUUGAUCCGCCGAGAUCUGAUUCUCCCAACCGGACCACGCAGCGAGCCUUGGCGCAGUUGUCCAUCCUGGGCUCGCCGUCAGGUUCGGCAACCGUACCUGCUAUUCCGCCUGCUGCUACCGGAGCUGCCGCUUCCGCCGCACCUAUGGCAAGCUCUCAGUCGCCGGCCAAUCGCAGGCUGACACCUGGCGUGCGCUCGCAUUCCCUCUCAGCAGCCGAUGUUCUAGCAGUCUUGACGCAAGGAGGAGGGGCAGGGGGAGGAGCAGGCGGGUGGGGAGGAGGGGGAGAGGGGAAGCAGAGUGAGUUGAUGCAAUCUGCAGCGGAUUUGGUCCGUGCCUCAUCGGCAGGAGGACCCGUGCGGAUGCAGCAACAGCAGCAGCAGCAGCAGCAACAGCAGCAGCAGCAGCAGCAGCAGCAGCAGCAGCAGCAGCAGCAGCAGCAGCAGCAGCAGCAGCAGCAGCAGCAGCAGCAGCAGCAGCAGCAGCAGCAGCAGCAGCAGCAGCAGCAGCAGCAGCAGCAGCAGCAGCAGCAGCAGCAGCAGCAGCAGCAGCAGCUGGAGCAGCAGCGCUGGGGAAGCGGGGGAGAGAGUGGGGGGGGGGCGGGGGGGGCUGGUGCUGGUGGGGGUGGUGGUGGGGGUGGUGCGAGGGAGAGGUUGUGUGGGGGUGGUGGCAGUGGCAGCUUGAAACGGCCUCUGGAGGAGGACAGUGGUGGUGGGGCAGAGGAGAUGGAGUGUGCUGGGCUGAGUGGCGGUGCGGCAGAGUCGGGAGGGCGGCGAGGGGGGAGUGCGAGAGACGGAAGUUUAGCAGAGGGGAUGGUUGGGGCUGAUGCGUCCGCCGGUGGUGAUGGUGGUGCUGCUGCUGCUGGUGGUGGUGGUGGGGGGGUUUCACGGCAGGGGUCAGGAGGGGCGGAAGGGCAGGGACUGGGUACAGCAGGAGGGGAGACCCGCACUGGUGCUGCAAGUGGGGAGGAACGAGCACCAGCAGGAGCAACAGCAGGAGCAGCAGGAGGAGCGGCAGGAGGAGCAGCAGCAGGAGGAGCGGCAGGAGGAGCGGCAGGAGCAACAGGACAGAGCCUCGGGGCGGCCUUCACUCCAUUUGGCUCUCCUCGGGUGGCCCAGCAGAGUCUCGGAGCGGCAUUUGCAACGUUUUCGACGUCUGAUGAGGAGAGGCGGCGAGCAGAGGAGCAGUUUCGGAAGCUGGCGAGGCAAGCCGAGUUCAACGAUCCCUCUCUGGCCGCUGCUGUCAAGCUCUCCCGCGCUGCCAUGAGCCGAGGCUCCUCAGGUGAAUUCUCAGGUGCUCCUGCUGGUGCGGCUGGUGGCUCUGCUGGUGCGUCUGCUGGUGCGUCUGCCGGUGGGCUGGUUUCGCCAGGUGGGAGUGGGUCCAAAGCGGUUGAUUCCUCCCCACGUGCUCCUAUGGAGGUCACGAGUGCCGGGGAUAGGUUGGACGCGAUCCUGUCCCCUGCGUUUCUAUCACCUUCGAUACAGUCACCUACACUGGGUGGAUUGGGGGGAGGGGGUGGGAGUGGGGGGUCGUUGGCACAGCAGGGCCCUCUGAGGAAGCGGCGUGCAACACCGGAGUUGCAUAGGAGGCUCAGCCGAGAGUCGUUUCCCGACUUUGACCUUGAUGCUAGAUCACCUGGUGCUGCCCCUGCUGCCACUGCUGCUGCUGCUGGUGCAGCCGCUGCUAGUAUUGGUGGUGCUACUGCUGGUGCUGGUGCUGCUGGUGGUGCUGCCAGUACUGCAUCUGCGUCCCCGUUUGCAUUUGCACCGGCUGGCUUGGCGGAUCCAUCUCCGAGCCUCGUUCGCGGGCCUGGAAGCAGGCUCGGCACCACGCUCAACCGAAGCUCGUCCUUAGGUCCGGGACCGGGAGUGACGACGCGGCGGCUGGACCCUUCAUCCGCUGCUGUUACCAUGUCUGGAGGUCCGGCAGCGAGUUCAGGCACGGUAGGAGCUUCAACCAGCCUCGGCAAGACAGCUAGCCUCGACAAGUCAGCUAGCUUCGGCAAGGCAGCUAGCUCGUCUGCAGCGGGAGGUUCGGAAGGUGCUUCCGAGCCUAUUCCCGCACCUUCGAAAGAGGCUAUGGCGCUGGCGAUCCUAGGGCAGAUGAUGGCCGGUGGCGAUCUAACGGCUCCUGAGGUGCAUGUGCUGGCCACUCAGAUCACCAAGAGGGCUCAGAAAGAAUCCCAGGCGGGUUCUUCUGGGGUAGGUAGAACUGUUGUGGGUGGGUCUGGAGCUACAGACGGGACAGGAAGGGGAGGAGGAGCAGGGGGAGUGGGAAACAGUAACGGUGGUGGCGGGAGAGGAGGAGGAGGUAGAGGGGGAGGAGGUGGAGGAGGCGGCGGAAGGGGAGGAGGAGCAAGUGGGGGAAGGGCAGGAGGAGGGGCAGCAGGGGGUGGUCUGGACGGGAUACUUAAGAUGUUGGGGAAGCAGGCGGGGGCAGCAGCUCUAGCUGCACGGCUUAGAAUGGAGUUGGAUGCAGCUGAGGCAGGCUCUGCUGGGGACGGUUCAGCUGGGGAAGGUUGUGCCGGGGAAGGCUCUGCUGAUGAAAGAGCUGAGAAGCAGGUUCAGGCACUGCUGCAGCGGAAGCUGAAUGAGAUGGCGGCAGGCUCGGCGCAGGCUCGGAAAGCCCUGCUGGAUCGGUUGAAGGUUGAGUUUGCCGAACGGAGGAAGGCGCUGAGUUCGAAGAGAGAGGGGGGUGAAGAGGAGGAGGACGAGGAAGAGGACGGGGAGGAUGAGGAGGAAGAGGAGGAGGAUGGUAGUGAUGGUAGUGAUAGUGGUGGGUCUGACGGGAUAGACCGAAUGAUUGGUGGUGCAGGCACGGCAGCAGGUGUAGAGGGAGGAGGGGGGAGAGGUGUGGGGAGAGGAAGGGGAGGGAAUUUGGCAGGAGGGGUUGGGAAGGAGGUGAGGAUGGGAGGGGUAGCGGGGGCAGUGGGAGCGCAAGUAGGUAGUGGUGGAGGGAGAGGAGGGGUCUGGAAGGUGGAAGAUAUGGGAGGGUGGAGCACAGGGCUCGAUACAAGACAAAAUGGAGCUCAAAUAAACAGCCACCUGGGCGGCAGUCACUUGGGCGGCAGUCACAUCUUGGGCGGCAAUCACUUGGGCAACAUGUUGUCAUCCACAGUUGACGUAAAACCGGGUCUGCUCUCUCACAGUCAAGGCACAGGCCAUCCUACAGCGGCUUUACUGGCCAAUCAUGGGUCGACACCUGGUGGCGCAUGGGACAGCGGCCUUGGAUUGACCAGUCUAAUAGGUCUAGGAGGGUCGGGAGGGGGAGCGGGAGGGGUAGGGGGAGGGGCAGGAGGAGGGGCAGGUGGAGGGGGAGGAGGAGCAGGGGGGGGAAGAGAAGUGUUAGGAGGGGGAGGGGGAGGGGGAGGGGAAAAGGUGCAGGUGGGAGGGGAGGAUCUGUUGAUGAUGGAGGUGGGGGACGUUGACAUGUGGGGCCCUGGGGGGGACUCUGCGCUCCCAACGCCUCGUGCAACUGCUGGUCACGCUGCUGCUGACACUCACACUCAUGGCGCUCUUUUGCUGCCAGAAGGGGAGCUGCCCCCGUGGCAGGCGCAGCAGGAGGAGGUGCAGCAGCUGGGCCAGCAGCAGCACGGGCUGGAGGAUUUCAGCAUGUUUCUAGACGAUCUGGAUUUGGGUGUGGAGCUGCCCCCUGACCUCCACUUUGCGUCGGCGUAG
Messenger RNA from Closterium sp. Naga37s-1, 6342 nucleotides. Lineage: Eukaryota; Viridiplantae; Streptophyta; Zygnematophyceae; Desmidiales; Closteriaceae. The record is from the annotation of a GenBank genome assembly.